UCCACUUCAACACACAAUCCCAUUGCUCUCAGCUCCAGCUAGCUAGAGAGCGCCCCACCCAAUCUUCCCUCUCAGAAGGCCCCCAAAAAAAAAAAAAAAUCCCCAUGGCUUCUCCUCGUGAAGGCCACUACAGAGGCGUACGAAAGCGUCCUUGGGGUCGCUACGCUGCUGAAAUACGCGAUCCAUGGAAGAAAACCCGGGUUUGGCUGGGCACCUUUGACACCCCGGAAGAAGCUGCUUUAGCUUACGAUGGUGCUGCUAGGUCCCUCAGAGGUGCUAAAGCCAAAACCAACUUUCCGGCGCCGCCUUCCGCCGCAACUGGGCUUUCGUUGGACUUGAACUUGCCCUCUGAUAACCGGUGGGUUUCGCCUUCUGGUAGGCUCAUGAUCGGGGAGUUUCUGCAGACUGGAGUGCUUAACGAUGUCGGUUUCAGGUCCGCUGUUGACUCUCAGGUAGCCAAUGAGCAACACGUGGCGGCCUCCGGCGAGCUUCCGGCUAGGGAAAUCGAAGGGCCCGGGAAUUUUUUUGGGAUUGUGAGACGUGGGUUGCCCAUAGAUUUGAACGAGCCCCCGCCUUUGUGGAUGUGAAGAAUGUGGAUGGAGGUGUGGCAUUUUCUCCACGACUUCGUUUUAGCUCCUGUAAUACUACUGCUUUGAACAUUUCGGGAUAGAGUUCUUAUUUUCGAGAUGAGAGCCGGGAAAAAAAAAGGGUUAACUUGAGAGAUGUUGUUAUCUUUAUGGCUGUAAAUAUUUAUUUCCUAAUCAUCCUCUAUUACUUACUGAGUAUUGACCCGAUGAGAUCUUUCUCCACUCUUGCAUUAGAAUGUUUUCGUGUGGAUUUCUUGUUUCUCUUCUAUCUUGUUUUGUUUAUUUUUGGAUACUUCGGCUCCCGGCGCCACCAACCUCCUCUCGGCCGGGGGCGGAUAUGUAUAUGUAUAUAUAAACACCUGCAUGCAGAGAUCAUGCAAGUUGUCUCACCGUGAG
Messenger RNA from Coffea eugenioides, 983 nucleotides. RefSeq names its product ethylene-responsive transcription factor 12. The record is from RefSeq and is a predicted model, not a curated record. Gene Ontology annotation, biological process: regulation of DNA-templated transcription. The transcript has a single exon. Gene Ontology annotation, molecular function: DNA-binding transcription factor activity; DNA binding. NCBI's taxonomy places the organism in Eukaryota, Viridiplantae, Streptophyta, Magnoliopsida, Gentianales, Rubiaceae. Bases 105 to 587 code for a protein of 160 amino acids.